AUGAGACAAACAUCAUCGUCUUCUUCCACUAUCACCACCACUGUCACCAUGGAAAAUCCUGGCCAACAACAGCAGCAACAACAACCUCAAUCUCUGGUUUUGCGGCUAAAUGUCUGUUCGGAUGGGAGUGAGGAAGGAGGAAGUAAGGGUAAGGGGGGAGUAAUUCGGAAGAAGAAGAAGGUCACUUGGAAAGAGGGCACUGUUGACAAUGAGUUCAUGAAGAAGAAGAGCUCCAAAAAAUGUUGCAUCUUCCAUAAGGAAAAGCCCUUUGAUGAAGAUUACAGCGAUGAUGAUGAUGAUCAUAAUCAUGAUCACAAAUCUGAUGGCGCCUGUUCUUCCAAGGGCAAUUGUGGCAAUUUGAAUUCAGUGGCUGGUUGA
Molecule: messenger RNA, 378 nt
Organism: Manihot esculenta (cassava)
Lineage: Eukaryota; Viridiplantae; Streptophyta; Magnoliopsida; Malpighiales; Euphorbiaceae
Product: protein phosphatase 1 regulatory subunit INH3
Exons: 1
Coding region: 1-378 (125 amino acids)
Cellular component (GO): nucleus
Molecular function (GO): protein phosphatase 1 binding; protein serine/threonine phosphatase inhibitor activity
Source: RefSeq, a predicted model, not a curated record